UAAUAAACAUCCAGCUUCUAGAUAUUUCGAGAAACAGAUUGAAUGGUUCCAUACCAUCAUGCCUCAGCAAUACAUCAUUUGUUACAGGGAAGAAAUGUACAUCAUAUGAUUAUGAUUUUGGCAUUUCUUUCCCUUCUGAUGUCUUUGAUGGUUUUUCUCUGCAACAAGACAUCUCUUCCACACAAAAUUCCAGUAGAUAUUUCAAGUCUCUGCUCAUGCUUGAUCCGUUUAGUAUGGACUACAACGCAAGCACUCAGACAAAGAUCGAGUUUGCAACGAAGUACAGAUAUGAUUCCUACAUGGGUAAAAACCUCAAGCUAUUGUAUGGGUUGGAUCUCUCGGAAAACGAGCUGAGUGGUGAGAUCCCAGCUGAGUUUGGAGAGCUUAUGGAACUAAGAGCUUUUAACCUUUCUCACAACAAUUUAUCAGGUGCUAUACCAGAGAGCUUUUCAGGUAUGAAGAAUGUGGAGAGUCUUGAUAUUUCUUUCAAUAGAUUACAAGGCCGGAUCCCACCAGAACUGACACAGCUGAGCACCCUCUCGGUCUUCAAGGUCUCGUACAACAACUUAUCAGGAGCUAUUCCACAAGGGAGGCAGUUUAACACUUUUGACACACAAAGCUUUGUAGGUAAUAAUCUUCUUUGUGGACAACCAACAAGCAGAAGCUGCAACAGUGGUACGUUUCAAGAACCAGAUAGUGGAGUGGAAGAUGAUGAUGAAUCUGCAAUCGACAUGGAGUCUUUCUACUGGAGUUUUGCUGCAGUCUAUGUGACCAUGCUUGUUGGAUUAUUUGCGUCUCUAUCUUUUGAUUCUCCUUGGAGCAGAUUUUGGUUUCACAUGGUGGAUGCUUUCAUUAACAAGGUGAAGAAUCUUUUGUAGUACAAAACUUUAAAUUCUCUAGAUAUGGGGCUGUUCUUCAAAAAGCCUCCUUUACAUAUGUACUAAAACCA
Brassica napus (rape) is the source of this 949-nucleotide messenger RNA. RefSeq names its product receptor-like protein 15. The transcript has a single exon. NCBI's taxonomy places the organism in Eukaryota, Viridiplantae, Streptophyta, Magnoliopsida, Brassicales, Brassicaceae. The coding region runs from base 216 to 878 and encodes 220 amino acids. The record is from RefSeq and is a predicted model, not a curated record. Gene Ontology annotation, molecular function: protein binding.